Molecule: messenger RNA, 2574 nt
Organism: Empidonax traillii (willow flycatcher)
Lineage: Eukaryota; Metazoa; Chordata; Aves; Passeriformes; Tyrannidae
Gene: PRMT7
Product: protein arginine methyltransferase 7
Exons: 17
Biological process (GO): peptidyl-arginine methylation
Molecular function (GO): protein-arginine omega-N monomethyltransferase activity
Source: RefSeq, a predicted model, not a curated record
CCCAUCGCUGCCCCUCCCGAGGCGGGAGGGUCCGGGCCUGCCCCGGGGGUGUGCGGGCUCUCGGCCCGGGCUCCGCACGGCCCUCCUCGGGCACGGGGUAUGUGGGGACCCCCGGGACGGAGCGGGAGGGGUUUUCCCCGAGGAUUUACCUUGAGGUGAUUUUGUGUUGGGGCUGAGUCCUGAGCGGGACUGGGUGACGCGUUUUAGCUUUAAACACCGUUGUAGAAAAAGCGUGAAGCGGCUUCUGUCCGAGGCCCGUGUAACAGGUACCAGAGCUCAAGGGAUGGCUAAAGUUCCAGUUGGUUUCACUGGAAGUUUUGUGUUUGGUUUGUGUUUUUUUCACAGCCAGUGUCUGGUGUAUUACUGAGUGAAAGCAGCAAAACUGCACAUAAUACAUCAAUCAUACAGUACAAGUUGAGACUGGUCAUGAAGACCUUCUGUGGAAGAGCUAAUCCAACCACUGGUGCCAUGGAGUGGUUAGAGGAGGCUGAGGACUAUGACUACCACCAGGAGAUUGCCAGGUCACGCUAUGCAGAUAUGCUUCACGAUAAAGACAGAAAUGUGAAGUACUACCAAGGUAUUCGUGCUGCAGUGAGCAGGGUGAAGGAAAGAGGGGAGAAAGCAAUAGUUCUGGACAUAGGCACUGGCACAGGACUCCUGUCCAUGAUGGCAGCUUCAGCUGGGGCAGAUUUCUGCUAUGCAGUUGAGGUUUUCAGGCCCAUGGCUAAUGCUGCUGUGAAGAUAGUGGAGAAAAAUGGUUUUUCUGACAAGAUUAAGGUAAUCAAGAAGCACUCCACUGAAGUCACAGUUGGCCCAGAUGGAGAUAUGGAAUGUCGUGCAAACAUCCUGGUCACAGAGUUAUUUGAUACAGAGCUGAUAGGAGAAGGAGCUUUACCGACAUAUGAGCACGCACACAAAUAUCUUGUACAGGAAGGAUGUGAGGCAGUGCCUCACAGGGCAACAGUGUAUGUCCAGUUAGUGGAAUCCAAAAGAAUGUGGGCCUGGAACAAACUGUUUCCCGUUCAUGUCGAAGCAGAGGAUGGUGAAAAAAUUAUUGUUCCCCCUUCAGAAAUGGAGAACUGUCCAGGUGUUCCUUCUGUUUGUGAUAUCCAACUGAACCAGAUGCCCUCAAGCGACUUCAGUGCCCUUAGUGAUGUGGUGACAAUGUUCAGUGUGGAUUUCAGUAAGCCAGUACAGAGUGCUUCAACCUGCUAUAGAGUGCAGCUGGAGUCUGUUAAAUCUGGGAAGGCACAAAUUGUUCUUUCCUGGUGGGACAUUGACAUGGACCCCUCUGGGAUGAUAAACUGCACGAUGGCUCCCUACUGGGUAAACCCCACUUCUGCUUUGCAGUGGAGGGAUCACUGGAUGCAGUGUGUGUAUUUCCUGCCCAAGGAGGAGCCGGUCGUGCAGGGUGAGAAGGUGCACCUGACUGCCUGUCGGGACGAGUACUCUGUGUGGUACACACUGCAGAAAGCCAGGUAACAACUCAGGGGGGAGGAAAGGCUUGACCAAGAGGAGAAUGAAGCAGCUGUGGGCAUUGAGAGCCCGGUGUGCAGGUGCCACGCUCACCUGCUGUGGAACAGAGCACGCUUUGGGGAGUUGAACGACCAGGAGCGGACCCAGCAGUACAUCCAGGCAUUGAGGACAGUUCUGAACACAGAUAGUGUUUGCCUUUGUAUCAGUGAUGGCAGUCUGCUGCCUGUGCUGGCUCACUAUCUUGGAGCAAAGCAGGUGUUUACAAUAGAAAACUCUGGUGUGUCCUGUUCUGUCAUGGAAAAAAUUUAUAAAGCAAACCAUCUUGAAGAUAAAAUUAAAAUAAUAGAAGCACGUCCUGAGUUGCUGAAGCCUUCUCAUUUCGAAGAUAAAAAGAUUUCCGUUCUUGUGGGAGAGCCAUUUUUCAGUACAAGUUUGUUGCCGUGGCAUAACCUGUAUUUCUGGUAUGCCAGGACAGCUGUGAGCAGUCACCUCACCAGCAAUGUCACUGUCCUGCCUCAGUCUGCUGCUUUGCACAUGAUGAUUGUGGAGUUCCAGGACUUAUGGAGGAUCCGGAGUCCGUGUGGCAUCUGUGAAGGUUUUGAUGUCCAGACUAUGGAUGAUAUGAUUAAAGAUUCUCUGAAUUUUAGGGAAUCCAAGGAAGCAGAGCCUCACCCUCUGUGGGAAUAUCCUUGCAAGUCACUGUGUGACCCCCAGGAGGUUUUGACAUUUGACUUCAGAAGGACUGUGCCCCAGCACUGUCUCAGCACCGAGGGCUCUGUAAAUCUCUUGCGGAAAGGAAAGUGCCAUGGAGCAGUUUUGUGGAUGGAAUAUCAUCUUGCUGCAGAUAUCUCCAUAAGUACAGGACUGAUGAGAAUUUCAGAUGAAAAGGGAAACUGUGACUGGAAUCGCCACUGCAAGCAAGCUGUCUAUUUCUUCAGUUCUGUCAUUGAAUCAGAAACUCCAGCAGCCCCUGCUGCUGUCACAUAUGCUAUACAUUUCGACACAAAGACAGGGGAGAUUGCCAUGGAUUUUAAGCUAUUAUAAAAUACUUUACUAUUCCUCAUAUUCCUAAAUUAUAAUAAACCUUUUUUUCAUACA